Molecule: messenger RNA, 1161 nt
Organism: Sclerotinia borealis F-4128
Lineage: Eukaryota; Fungi; Ascomycota; Leotiomycetes; Helotiales; Sclerotiniaceae
Source: the annotation of a GenBank genome assembly
AUGAAGGCACUUGUAUUUGCUCUCCUCUGGCUGUUGCCUUCACAAGCGGCUUCCCAGAGCACUCAGACUGAAGUACUGCCUCCGUGGCAGACGGGUGAGGUUACUCCCGAUGGAACCUGUGCAGGGGCAGAUGCCUUCGUUUGCAGUCCUACGUGGGGGGCAUGUUGCUCUGAGGACGGGCUUUGUGGCCGAUCGAACGCUUUUUGUGGCGAUGGCUGUCAAUCUGGCUUCGGCAACUGUAACGUUGCCACUGCACCUGCCCCAGGACCAGGCUCGCCGUCCAAUGACGGGUCCUGUGGUGGCACAAACCAGUUCACAUGUAAUGGAACAACAUUUGGGGCUUGCUGCUCGGCCAAUGGAUUCUGUGGUAACACGGCGGCUCAUUGCGCCAUAGGCGGGGGUUGCCAGAGCCUUUUCGGCACUUGCUCUGCGGCGAAUAAUAUUACUUCAGAUGGAUCAUGUGGCUCCAACGGCAAGAUAUGUCUUGAGUCAGGGUUCGGCAAUUGCUGCUCAUCCAAUGGCUUCUGUGGCGACUCGACGACUCAUUGUGGACCGGGUUGCCAAGUGAGCUUUGGAAACUGCACUUCUGCUGAUAAUCAAGUUUUGGAGAUUGCUGUUCAUCAAACGGUUUCUGUGGUGCAACUUCAGGCCACUGCGACGCGGGCUGCCAAGCGACCUUUGGGGUUUGUAAUGUUGGAGUGGGAAAUGUGUCAACUGACGAUGCUUGCGGGAAGAAUGGCAAGACGUGUAAAGGCUCAACUUUCGGAAAUUGUUGCUCAACUAGUGGGUUCUGUGGCAAAACGACAGAUCACUGCGGUGCAGGCUGCCAAACUUCUUUUGGGACUUGCGACACUGGAGCAGGAGAUGUGUCAACUGAUGGUGCGCUACUGUGGCUCCACGGCUACUCACUGUGGCGUAGGCUGCCAGAAACCAUCCUCGAGCGCCUGUCUCACGACAAAUAUACCCUCUGUCGACGGGACGUGCGGUGCUAGUAAGGGAGGCCUCACGUGUGCUGGUGGGGCCUUCAAUAAUCAGUGCUGUAGCUCGGGUGGCUUUUGUGGUACUACAACUGCUCAUUGUGCUUCUGGAUGUCAGAAGGGCUAUGGACGGUCUGCUAAGAGAUACGCGGCUCGGCUCGGCAGUGGCACACUAAGGUCUUAG